AUGAUUGGUCAAUGUUUUAUAAUAUUCUUCAUAACAGGUGGUCUCGCACUAUUUGCACGUGCUAUACCAGAAUUAGCAGAAAUGUUAUCAAAUAAAAAAAAAUAUGCUGGAAAAUAUAGAUUAGAAAAUGGCAAAAAAUUUGUUCUUGUUUGUGGUCAUAUUACAUUUACAUCAAUGGAAAAUUUUCUUAAAGAUUUUUUACAUGAAGAUCGUGUUAGUUCAGAUAGUUUUUAUGAUGCUGAUGUACUUAUUGUUGAUAAAAAACAUUCAGUUGAUUUUGAAUUUCAAGCAUUACUUAAACGUCAUUUUACACGUGUCAAAUUUUUUGAUGCCACUGUUAUGGAUCCUGUUGAUUUAGAACGCGUCAAAUUAAAACGAUGUGCAGCUGUUUUGAUCUUAGCAAAUAAAGAUGCUAUUGAUCCUGAUGGGGAAGAUGCAAGUAAUAUUAUGCGUGUGAUUAGUAUUAAAAAUUAUCAUUCAGAAGCAAAAAUAAUUGUUCAACUUUUGCAAUAUCAUAAUAAAAUGCAUUUAAUGAAUAUCCCAGCAUGGAAUAAUAAUACAGAUGAAGCUGUAUGCAUUGCUGAGUUAAAACUAGGUCUGAUUGCUGAAAGUUGUCUUAAUCCAGGGUUUUCAACAAUGAUAGCUAAUAUUUUUGCCAUGCGUUCAGAUACAGAAGUAGCUGGAAAAUUAACUGAAAAGGGUUCACCAAGUGGAUCUGUUUGGUUAAAAGAAUAUCUUCGAGGUGCUUCGCUUGAAAUGUAUACAGAAACAUUAUCAAAUUAUUUUGUACAUGAUUUAAAAAAUUUUAGUGAAGCUGCUAGAUUUUGUUUGGUUGAACUUGAUAUACUUUUAUUUGCUAUUGAAGUUUGUGAAGAAAAUGGACAACGAAGAUUAGCUAUUAAUCCUGAUCGAACAUCAAAAUAUUACAGAAUUGCUAAACGAACAAGAGGAUUCUUUUUAGCUGGGAGUUCAGAAGAAGCAUCAAGAGCUCGUUAUUAUUGUCGUCAUUGUCACCAUGAACAACAACCUGAAGCUAUUCGUAAAUGUAUUCAUUAUCGUAUUGAAGGACGUGAAAUGUCAAGACCACGUUCUGAAAGUAUUACUACAUCUCAAUAUCCACCCAUUCAAUAUGCAGUAAAACCAUUUUGUUUCGAUACAACUGGAAUGUUUUAUUGGUGUCCAACACUAACUAUAGAACAACAAACAAUUGAUAUUCGAGUUAAAUGCGAAUUAUCACAUCAUGUUAUUUGUUGUAUAUUUGCUGAAGAAUCAUCACCUGUUAUUGGUUUACGUAGUUUUGUUAUGCCAUUACGUGCAUCAAAUUUUGAUGAACAUGAACUUAAACCAAUUGUAUUUAUUGGUAAUAGUAUUUUUUUAAGAAAAGAAUGGAGACAUAUAUGUAACUUUCCAAAAGUUUAUGUUGUGGAUGGUUCACCAAAUGAUCGUGCCACAUUACGUGCUACAAAUAUACAUUUAUGCGAUAUGUGUGUUAUAUUAUCAUCAUCAGCAUCCCAUCAUGAUCAACGACAAGAUCGAUAUUUAACUGAUAAAGCAGCAAUACUUUGUUCAUUAAAUAUAAAAGCAAUGAGUUUUGACACUGAAUGUACAACAACAGAUAGGCGUAGUGGAAUAUCAAUUCCACUUAUAACAGAACUUAAAAAUGAUACAAAUGUUGUUUUUCUUGAUCAAGAUGAUGAUGAUGAUCCAAAUAUUGAUCUAUAUAUGACACAACCAUUUGCAUGUGGAACAUCAUUUGCAAUUAGUGUACUCGAUUCAUUAAUGAGUGCAACUUAUUUUAAUGAAAAUGCUUUAACUAUUCUUCGAGCAUUAAUAACUGGAGGUGCAACACCAGAAUUAGAAAAGAUCUUAGCCGAAGGUGCAGGUAUGACACAAGGUUCUAAUUCAAAAGAAGUACUAAAUAAUCGACGACGUCCACGUGUUGUUCUAUUACCUGUUGAAAAUCUUAUUAUUGCUGAUACAACAAAUACACAACAAAAUUCUUCUAUUAUGAUGGAUACAUUUUGGGAUGAUAAUCCAACAUAUGGAGAUUUAUUUGUUAAUUUAUUAAUUCAUCGAGACUGGCUAUGUCUUGGUCUUUAUCGUCGUCAUGAUAAUUCUUCUACUGGUCCGAUAUCACAAUCAAAUAAACGUGUUGUUAUUUGUAGCCCACCACGAACAUUUCCUUUACUUAAAACUGAUUUAAUUUACGUGAUACAACAGUUUCAACCAAGAUAUAAUCCUUCAUUGAAUAUAGAAUCAGAACCAAUUAAACCUAUUGAUGAUAAUAAACAAUCAAAUAUUGUACCUGAAGCACUUAAUACAGUCAUACACAUGCCAUAUACUGUAACUACUAAAAUAACUCCGAUCACAGAUGACAUUAGUGUAAAUGAUAAUGAUACAAUAUAG
This is a messenger RNA of Rotaria sp. Silwood1, 2406 nucleotides long. The record is from the annotation of a GenBank genome assembly. NCBI's taxonomy places the organism in Eukaryota, Metazoa, Rotifera, Eurotatoria, Philodinida, Philodinidae.